AUGAGCAGCAACUAUCAAAAGCUCCAGGCGCUUCACCGUGCCCGCAAGGAGAAACUGGACUCCACGGCAGUGGUUGUCGACGCGGCGAAGGCAAACUUCCAGAAGCGCGUCGAGCAGAUGCAGGUCUGGUUUUCCGAGGCCCGGCAGGAGCUGAAGACUAGCCAGGAUCAGCUAAGCGAUCGUCGGAACGAGCUCCUCCUAAAGCAGUCUAAUGUUGAGAAGGCGCAGGAGGAUGCCGCUGCACAGGCCGCCAAGGACGACGCCCAACUAAGGGAGCACCGUGUCCUGCUCGACGCCCAAGAAGAGGACCUUGCCGCUCACGAAGAGGCGCUUGACACCAAGCUCUGCGGCAAGGAUGAAGAAAUUGAAAAGCUUGUCAUGCAGCGGACCCAGGAGCUGGAGCAGAAGCAUAAGGACACAUUCGACGCUCUGGCCGCCAAGAAUGAGCUGGUUGGCAAGGUGGAGAAACUGGAGGUGGAGCUGGAGAAGCACAGCAAUAAGGUCUCGAGGCUCAAGAGCGAUAGAGAAAAAACUGCCUACACCUUGGCGGAGUUGCGGGUCGCCAUAUCUAAGAAGACCAAGCAGAUCUCUGCCGCCAACGACUCAAUGGCUGAUCUGAAGCUAAAGCUGACCACACUAGAGGAGACCCUUGAGGGCAGCAGGGCUCAUGAGAAGACCCUGGCCAAGGACCUCCAGGAUGAGAAGCAACUGCUUGGGAGCGCUGCCGCCAACUACAAUGAUUCUGUGAAAGGCAUCGCCAUCUGGACUGAGUGCCUCAUCGACGUUGUGGAGAGGCUCACCACGAAACUUUCCAUCAUGGGCAUGUCAAGCUUCAAGUUGUCCCAUGAUGAGAGGGUCACUCAUAGCUCCAGGGUGAUCAUGUUCUUCGAGGCCGUCGUCGACGCCCUGAAGCUACUCCACUCCAGCCGAGCAACCCAAUUGGCCAAGGAAUCCCGCAAGCUCUGCCGGGGAGUCCUCCUCAAGGUGCUCACUAAGGUGGCGUACAAGAACCCUGGCCUCAACCUCACCAACGUGCUGGACAGCUUGCCGGAGGAUGCAAAUUGCAGUGCGCUUGAAGAUCUCGUCGGCCCCAUCGUCAACUUGGUCGACCAAGUCAAGAGGGUGGAAGGCCAGCGUCGGGACUAG
Messenger RNA from Aegilops tauschii subsp. strangulata, 1146 nucleotides. Lineage: Eukaryota; Viridiplantae; Streptophyta; Magnoliopsida; Poales; Poaceae. The record is from RefSeq and is a predicted model, not a curated record.